This is a messenger RNA of Macrosiphum euphorbiae (potato aphid), 684 nucleotides long. NCBI's taxonomy places the organism in Eukaryota, Metazoa, Arthropoda, Insecta, Hemiptera, Aphididae. The record is from the annotation of a GenBank genome assembly.
AUGACUCCUAUAAACCAGUUGAAUGAUAAACAAAUGAAAAGAGGUGAUAGUGAGGGAAGAGUAUCAACCACAAAUGUGUCAUGGAUCAAAUGGAAAGAUAAUCGUCCAAUACAAUUCCUCUCAAACUAUCACGAUCCAGAUCACCUUACCAGUUGCUUGAGGAAAGCAAAAGAUGGAUCAUCAGCAAGCAUAACAUGCCCUACAAUGGUGAAGGAUUACAAUAAGAAUAUGGGAUAUGUUGAUUAUGCAGAUAUGAUGAAAUCAUACUAUGAGAUUGAUCGAAAGAACAACAAGUGGUGGCAUAGAAUAUUCUUUCACUUCUUAGAUGUUGCUGUGACUAACUCUUAUAUAUUAUUUAAAUUAAAAUGUCAAGGGAGGAAUAUUCCUUUGAAGGAUUUUAAACUUGCUGUAGUUGCUGGUUUAGUCGGAAUUCCAACUACAUCACCAAGAGGAAAACAAAAAUCAUUUAAUAAUAAAACUCACAACUUCAAAGUUAGAAUAACUCUAGAAAUGCGUUUUGCAAAUGUUGCACACAUACCAAAAAGUUGUACAAUCCGUCGAUGCCAUAACUGCUCUACCAAAGAAAACCCUAAAAGAAGUAGGUGGGAAUGUUCUACAUGUAAUGUAGCACUAUGUUUAACUUCGGAGAAAAACUGUUUUGAAACAUUUCACAAAAAACAAUAA